Molecule: messenger RNA, 1095 nt
Organism: Trypanosoma conorhini
Lineage: Eukaryota; Euglenozoa; Kinetoplastea; Trypanosomatida; Trypanosomatidae
Exons: 1
Coding region: 1-1095 (364 amino acids)
Source: RefSeq, a predicted model, not a curated record
AUGGAGGUUGGAGACGCGCGGCGGCGGCAGUCGCUGCAGCUCCUCGAGCUCUUCGUCGACCUCAUUCACGGAGACCUGAUCCGCGCGGACGCCGGCUGCCGCCGCGUCGCUGACGCCCUCGUCGCCGCGUACGAGGAUGCCAUCCGCUGGCUCGCCACGGAGGAGCAAAGCUUCACGCCUGCGCUGAGGGGCGCCAUCGACACGUACUGCGCGAGGCACGUCCUUCGCACCGCGCCGGAGCUCCUCAUCACGUCGCAAGCGGCGGCGGCGUCGUUCAAACAGAUUGCGGACGUCUUGUGUUCGGCGGGAGAACUGUCGCACGUGGGGGAGGCGAUGGCGCGUGAGUUGUCGCACUUGACGCGACGUCUUGCAACCAAGCGCUUUGCGAGGCUGCUCGACCUCAUGGGCGACGCCGUCGUUGCGUACAUGCAGAAGGCGGCCCAGCAGCACGCGCGGGAGCGGGCGGCGUGCACGACCCUGCAAGAGGGGGAACCGGCCUUUUGGGCGUCUGUAGCGCAGUUUUCCACGGCGCCGACCCGCACAGAGGGAGAAGCUGCCGUCACACGCGAAAAGCGGCCGCGUGAGGCGGCGGCGCUGGCGGACACAGACACGGGCUCAAAAGGGGGCCCGGCGCGUGGCUUCUCGGAGGAACUCCGCCUUGCAAUGAGUUCCCCGCCAAAACACCCCCCUGCAAACGCGCUUAGCACGCGUUUCAUCGCAUGCGCCCAGCCGCGGUCGUCUCCCCCCGCCGUCUCUGGCACGGAAGACGCAAAGAGCGGCACGGCGUCGGCGGAAGCAACUGGGCGUGCGUUACUUCAGGCGAACGAUUCGGUCGUGGCGGCCGUGGACGACAUGGAUAAGAAGAACUCACAAACAGCGCAGGAUGUCAGCAGUGGUUUUCUCGUGGCGGAUGACUCGGAUGUGGCCAUCCUCCCUACGCAGGCGGCCGCACGCAAAGGGGUUGUUGUUGCUGGCGGCUUCGAUGAAUCGGAUACCUCGCUCCUUGGCGGUGAGGUUCACGAGCGCCGCUACUUUCUCCUUGCGCAGGCGAAUCGAUACGAGCCGGAUGGUGCGCGACGAGGAUCCUUCACGUGA